Phalacrocorax carbo (great cormorant) is the source of this 4086-nucleotide messenger RNA. NCBI's taxonomy places the organism in Eukaryota, Metazoa, Chordata, Aves, Suliformes, Phalacrocoracidae. The record is from RefSeq and is a predicted model, not a curated record.
CGCGGCGGCUCCGCUGGCAGGCGGGCAGGGAGCGGAAGGCGGAGGCACCCCUCGGCCGGCGGCGCCGCGCCCCCCGCCCCGCUUUUGCUUUCCCUUUCGGUGCCGCCUCCCCCGGCGGGCUUGAGGGAGAGGGGCAGAGGGGAGCACUUAUUUAUUUAGUUGUUUGUUUCCCUACAAGGGCGGGGGGAGACCGGAGACCUGCGCGGGGAGGACGCGCCAGCUGGCGGGGAGGAGGGCGCGGAGGCAGCCCCGUCACACGGGAGGCGGCGGCGAGGAGGAGGAGGAGGAGGAGGAGGAGAAGCCGGCGCGGAGCCUCGCCUCGCCUCGCCUCGCAGCCCCUCCGCCGUCACCGUCUCGCCCUCCCUGGCCGCCGGAGAGUACCGGCGGCCGCCCGUCCUCAUGAUGGCCUCAACCGCCACCUGUACCCGGUUCACCGACGAGUACCAGCUCUUCGAGGAGCUCGGGAAAGGGGCGUUCUCCGUCGUGAGAAGAUGUAUGAAAAUCACCACAGGACAAGAGUAUGCUGCCAAAAUUAUCAACACCAAAAAGCUUUCGGCUAGGGAUCACCAGAAACUGGAAAGAGAAGCAAGAAUCUGUCGCCUCUUGAAGCAUCCCAAUAUUGUGCGGCUUCAUGACAGCAUAUCAGAAGAAGGAUUCCAUUACUUAGUCUUUGACUUAGUCACUGGUGGUGAAUUGUUUGAAGAUAUAGUUGCAAGGGAAUAUUACAGUGAAGCAGAUGCCAGUCAUUGCAUUCAGCAGAUCCUGGAGGCUGUGCUACACUGCCAUCAGAUGGGCGUAGUCCAUCGCGACCUCAAGCCUGAGAACUUACUUUUAGCUAGCAAAUCCAAGGGAGCAGCAGUAAAACUGGCGGACUUUGGAUUGGCUAUAGAAGUCCAAGGAGAACAACAGGCUUGGUUUGGCUUUGCUGGUACUCCAGGAUACCUUUCUCCAGAGGUGUUACGAAAAGACCCUUAUGGAAAACCUGUGGAUAUGUGGGCAUGUGGUGUCAUUCUGUAUAUCCUCCUGGUGGGAUAUCCUCCUUUCUGGGAUGAAGACCAGCACAGGCUUUAUCAGCAGAUCAAGGCUGGUGCUUAUGAUUUUCCCUCACCAGAAUGGGAUACGGUGACUCCUGAAGCAAAAGACCUUAUCAAUAAAAUGCUUACCAUCAACCCAGCAAAACGUAUCACAGCAUCAGAAGCACUAAAGCAUCCAUGGAUCUGUCAACGUUCUACUGUCGCCUCUAUGAUGCACAGACAAGAGACUGUAGAUUGCUUGAAGAAAUUCAAUGCAAGAAGAAAACUAAAGGGGGCCAUUUUGACAACUAUGCUGGCUACCAGAAAUUUCUCAGCAGCCAAGAGCUUACUGAAAAAGCCGGAUGGAGUUAAGAAAAGGAAGUCCAGUUCGAGUGUUCAGAUGAUGAUAAACAACAAAACGAACGUGGUAACCAGCCCCAAGGAAAAUAUUCCUACCCCAGCGCUGGAGCCCCAAACUACAGUAAUCCACAACCCUGAUGGAAAUAAGGAAUCAACAGAGAGUUCCAAUACAACCAUUGAAGAUGAGGAUGUGAAAGCUCGUAAGCAGGAGAUUAUCAAGGUUACUGAGCAGUUGAUUGAAGCUAUCAACAAUGGGGACUUUGAAGCUUACACAAAAAUCUGUGACCCAGGCCUUACAUCUUUUGAACCUGAAGCUUUGGGUAAUCUAGUAGAAGGGAUGGACUUUCACCGGUUUUACUUUGAAAACGCUUUAUCCAAAAGUAAUAAGCCAAUCCACACCAUUAUCCUCAAUCCUCAUGUCCACCUUGUGGGUGACGAUGCUGCUUGCAUUGCAUAUAUACGGCUCACACAGUACAUGGACGGCAGCGGGAUGCCAAAGACGAUGCAGUCGGAGGAAACACGGGUCUGGCACCGUCGUGAUGGGAAAUGGCAGAACGUUCAUUUUCACCGUUCGGGGUCACCAACAGUACCUAUCAAUGCCUAGCACAGCGGGACCCCAGUCACGACUUCGGCCCCUAGAUGCUACGCUAAAAAUAUCAGCGGUGCCGCUCUUGCAUUUUCUGUACCCGACGCACCUGGUUGAUUACCACCUUGGCCAUCCCGUUCUCUUCAUGCAUGUUUCUGAGUGCAUGAAGUUGUGAAGGUUCUUCAUGUAACACGUUUGUGAUGCACCACGUUGCUGUAUAUUCCAUCUGUACACUGUUAACAUUUCAAUGAAGGUGAUGUUCCAUGCAAAUAGAGAAUAACAAAGCAUAAAAGACAAAAAAAAUUUGAUGGACCGCAGUAGAUACAGAAUACAUUUGUCACUUCCUCCAUUUAUGCCAAGUUUUGACUGACAACUUCAAAAACUAUCCUGUUUAUUUAAAAAAAAAAAAAAAAAGAAAAAAAGGAAAAAAAAAAAAGUAUGUUUUACCCUCUUUUUUUAAGAACAUGUUUUUGACUCCUCCUUUUCCCGAGUCCCACGAUUUUGCUUUGGUUCUGGUAGGAAAGGUUAGGAUUUCCGCUGGCAGCUCCCUUACUGUAAAACAGAUUUUCAUUACAGCAUGUAGAUGGACGGAAUCACUGAUAAAUGUGGAAGUGAUAAUAUCUUGGCUUUGUACCAGCCAAAGCCUUCUUAGUUUAUUAGUCUGUGUAAACUGGAAAAAUCUCAUCAUUUGCUGGCUUGGUCACUUCAGAAUUAACUGUAUGUUCUGGUGAGCCAGCAGCUUCUUUUCUUUUUUCCUUUUGAGUCUUCACCUUUGCUUUCUUACUGUGCUCGCUGAAAAUUUCUGUUGGCUCAUUAAGCAAAAUUAAAAAUUGCAAGGAACUAAGUGAUAACUGAGGGGCAGUUUUUGAGGAUUAAAGUGGAAAAAGAGAAAGAUUUUCAUCGCUUCUAGGGCGUACUGUAAAUUUUUUAAGGAGGCUUUAAAAAAAUACAAGAUUUUGGUUAAGCCCAGUUGUGUGGUUAAUGUACUCGAGAAAGAUUAGGCCUUCAAAGCUUAGUAUGAAGAGUUUGUUUACUUUCCCCUGCUUCCGUUGCUUCUCUGGAAAUGUAUUAUGGAUACACGAGUUUUCUAAUAAGACUGACCCUCUACCGCAGAUUUGUUUCUCUCCCCUUUCCCCCCUCAACCUGCUCCUGGUUUCUUAAACUGCUCACGCAGCGUGCAGGAUGAAGGACAACAGUCUCUGCAGCAUCCCCAGCCUUGGUUUGGCCCCAGUCCGUUGCUGCGAACGCCUGGACGCUGCGCGGGGAAUGCUCUCGGUGUCAGCUCAGAACGCAAACUUUGUGACAGGGGCUAUUUUUGCUUCCCUUACGUUGCUGUGAAAAUACUUCCUUGCAAGCAUUUAGGUUUAUUCCCUUCUGGUUUUUAAUAGAAAAAUACAGGGAUCGGUUAUUUCUCUUUUUUGUUGUUUUCAUCUGUUACUUGUUCUGUUACCAACAGGGCUAACUGUUUCCUGCAGCGCUGUAUAGUGCAUGAUAUCUCAGUCAGUGUCCUUUUUAGCGGUUAACGAUUUACAACUCGGCAGCCUGAAGUUUUUAAAAUGGGAAAGCUUCCUGAUUUGUAUCAUUUCACCUUUCUGUGUUGAUUACUAAUCAAAAGCAGUUCUUAAACAUUUUGAUGUUGUUACUAGUGGAUGUAUGGUAGAUGGACUUAAGCUUCUCUGAUAAUUACUACAUGAUUUUAAACAAUAUAUAUUUAAAAUAAGCAUCUACAAUAAAUGUGUUGAGCCAUAUUAACCUGCCAAUGGGAUCUGUGAAAAAAGUAAUGGCCUCAUUUUUUUUCUCAUUAAUUUCUUUAUUUUGUGAAGCGGCUAUAAGUGGCAUAACUGUAUUUAAAAUUAACAAAUUAGGUGUAGGGUGUUUUGGUUUUUUUUUUUUUUAUACUUCUAACAUAGCAUGUGGUGUUGACGUAUUACUGUAGACCAAGUUUGUCUUCCACACCAAGACGUGAGGAAAUUGUGAUUUGUUCUCUCCGCCACAACUGAAUUAUACACUUCUCUUCUGUCAUUUUGGAACACUGCAGUUUACCAUGGGACACAGUGUACAUAAUUCUUGCCAUAAUGGUAAAUGAUUGAUAUAUUUAAAGAUUAAUAAAUUUGUGAUUUCUGCUGA